AUGGCCGAGAAAAUAUCACUUGUGACGGGUGCGAGUGGGUUCAUCGCGAGCCAUGUUGUCCAGCAGCUACUCGAAAAGGGCGAACAAGUCCACGCCACUGUCCGCAGGACCGGGAACAAAAAGAAAAUCGGUCACCUCCUCGAAAUGCAGGAACGAUGGCCCGGCAAGUUGACAUUAUUCGAAGCGGAUUUGCUUGUGGCGGGCUCGUUUGAAGCUUCAAUGAAGGGAUGCUCCGUCGUUUAUCAUAUCGCCUCUCCUUUCUUGAUCGAGAACAGAAUUCGCAAUGGCGAGAAAGAGGUUGUUGAGCCUGCUCUCAAGGGAACGCAGAACGUGCUCGAUGCAGUCCAGAAAAUCCAGACAGUCAAUCUGGUUAUCUUGACGUCCUCUGUGGCAGCUAUCUACGGGGAUAACGCCGACGUGCAAGACAUGAGAAACAAGACACUGUCCGCUGAUUAUUUCAACACAACGAGCUCUAUCUAUCACAACUCCUACUCCUACUCAAAGACGGUGGCUGAGAAAGAAGCAUGGAAGCUAUACGAAGCACAGUCGGGGUCGCCACGCUGGAAGCUAGUUACCAUCAAUCCUGGACUUGUUUUAGGGCCGUCUCUUUCCCAAACGUCUGAAUCUGGCAGCCUGUCUCUGUUAGAUCAGCUGCUAAGUGGCCAGCUAUCUUUGGGGGUGCCGGACCUAUGGUUCGGAAUUGUUGAUGUGCGAGAGGUGGCAACUGCCCACAUUCGAGCUGCCGAAACUCCAGAUUCUCACGGUCGCUAUAUCCUGGCCGGAAACAAAACACACGGCUUUGUUGAAUUAGCCCGCAUAUUACGGUCCAUCACUCGAUCUUCCAAUAUUCCAACGAAGAAAAUUCCGAAUAUAUUGGUACGCAUGUCAGGGCCAUUUCUUGGCUUCAGUCAGAGAUGGCUUAAACGGAAUCUGGGGAUUCCUUUCGACAUCGAUAAUCAUCCCAGUGUGAAUGAGUUGAAAAUCGUGUAUCGACCAUUGAACGAGACAUUGGCAGACCAUUACCAGUCCUGGAAAAGUAUCAAAAGCCAAUCGAGCUAG
This is a messenger RNA of Penicillium cataractarum, 1059 nucleotides long. RefSeq names its product cinnamoyl-CoA reductase. NCBI's taxonomy places the organism in Eukaryota, Fungi, Ascomycota, Eurotiomycetes, Eurotiales, Aspergillaceae. Bases 1 to 1059 code for a protein of 352 amino acids. The transcript has a single exon. Gene Ontology annotation, molecular function: oxidoreductase activity, acting on the CH-OH group of donors, NAD or NADP as acceptor. The record is from RefSeq and is a predicted model, not a curated record.